This is a messenger RNA of Microtus oregoni (creeping vole), 2605 nucleotides long. It is a transcript of the gene Noa1, whose product is annotated as nitric oxide associated 1. The record is from RefSeq and is a predicted model, not a curated record. Gene Ontology annotation, molecular function: GTP binding. The transcript is spliced from 7 exons. The coding region runs from base 329 to 2410 and encodes 693 amino acids. NCBI's taxonomy places the organism in Eukaryota, Metazoa, Chordata, Mammalia, Rodentia, Cricetidae.
CUCUGGCUGCAGCUGAAGACCGCUCCUUCGGCCAGAAGUUGGAUCCAGUCAAUGAAAGUUUCUUGUUGCGUGACUUUUCAGUGUUGUUGCACAAAUGACACUUGGUUUGGGUAAAGGAGAUUUAUGAGAGCCAGGCUCUGGGUGUGGGAUGAGCCUCUCCUGCCCAGCCGGCUCUAUCUAGUCCGCGCCGUCGCAGGGUGAAUUCUCGAGUCUCGGAGCUUUCAUCGCGAGAAAUGCAGGAUUAGUCACGCCGUUGGACAGUUCCCUCGCCGCUCGGACGCGCGCACGGCUGCGCGCACGAGGCCCCGCCCCCCUCCCGGCCGUCCGCAUGCUGCCCGCGCGCCUGGGUUGCAGGCUGCUGUGCGGGAUCCUGCGGGGCUCGGCGCCGACCGCAGCGUGCCAUGGCCCUGCACGGUGGCUCCUGGGGGCUAAGUGGGCGGCCGCUUUCUCCCAGAGCCUAUCCUCCCUGGGCCGCCGGCUUCCUCCCAGCUCCACGGCGACCGAGGACUACGAGGAAGGCCCCGACACGGAGGAGCGCUUUCUGUUCCCGGAGUACGUCCCGACGGAGCCGGACCCUGAGGAGCAGCUGAGAGAGCUGCGGGAAUUGCAGCAGCGGCAGCAGGAUGAGGAGCGACAGAGGUUGCAGCGGCGGGAGGAGCGGCUUCAGCGGAAGCUGCGGGCAGGCCUCGGGUCUCUGCAGGUCCCCGAGCUUCCUCCAGACACCACGGUGCCGCCCAGCGGCGUGUACUGCUCGGGCUGCGGGGCCGAGCUGCACUGCCAGCACCCCAGCCUGCCCGGCUACCUGCCGGAAGAGAAGUUCCACGAUGCGACACAGGCGGACGGCGGCCCGGCGCGGACGGUAUGCCAGCGCUGCUGGCUGCUGGUGCAUCACCGACGUGCGCUGCGCCUGCGGGUGAGUCGCGAGCAGUACCUGGAGCUAGUGAGCGCGGCGCUGCGGCGCCCGGGGCCCGCCCUGGUGCUCUAUAUGGUGGAUCUGCUCGACCUGCCGGACGCCUUGCUACCCGACCUGUCCAACCUGGUGGGUCCCAAGCAGGUCUUCGUACUGGGGAACAAAGUGGACCUGCUGCCCCAGGACGCGCCCGGCUACUUGCAGCGGCUGCGGAAGCGGCUGUGGGACGACUGCAUCCGGGCCGGGCUCGUGGUGGCUCCUGGCCACCGAGGACCACAGAACCCUGCCGGGGAUGAGCCUCAGGACAAGGAAAAGAAUCGGAAUCGCUCGACCAGGGCCGGCACCGUGGUCAAGGACGUGCGGCUGAUCAGCGCCAAGACUGGCUAUGGCGUGGAAGAACUGAUUUCUGCACUUCAGCGCUCCUGGCGCUACCGCGGCGACGUCUACCUAGUGGGCACCACGAACGCCGGCAAGUCCACUCUCUUUAACACACUCCUGGAGUCUGAUUACUGCACUGCCAAGGGCUCCGAAGCCAUCGACAGGGCCACCAUCUCCCCCUGGCCAGGUACUACACUAAACCUCCUCAAGUUUCCCAUUUGUAACCCGACUCCUUACAGAAUGUUCAGAAGACAAAGAAGGCUUAAAGAAGAGGCGACCAAAGCUGAAGAAGAUCUCAGUGAGGAAGAGCAAAAUGAGCUCAAUCAACUGAAAAAGCAUGGUUACAUGAUAGGAAGAGUUGGAAAAACAUUCUCAUACUCCACAGAACAGAAGGAAGAAGUUCCCUUUGAGUUUGAUGCCGACUCGUUGGCCUUUGACAUGGGAAAUGAGCCUGUUGUAGCUGCACGCCCAUGUACCAAACAAGUAGAACUGACCCCAGAAGACGUGAAAGACGCCCACUGGUUUUAUGAUACCCCUGGGAUUACAAAAGAAAGCUGUAUUUUAAAUCUUCUAACAGAAAAAGAAGUAGAUAUUGUUUUGCCAACACAUUCUAUUGUGCCAAGAACAUUUGUUCUCAAACCAAGAAUGGUUCUAUUUUUGGGUGCUAUAGCCCGAAUAGAUUUCCUAGAGGGAGAUCAAUCAGCUUGGUUUACAGUCGUGGCUUCCAACUUCCUUCCUGUUCAUAUCACGUCCCUGGACAAGGCAGAUGCUCUGUAUGAGAAGCACGCAGGCCACGAGUUACUGCAGGUUCCAAUGGGUGGAAAAGAACGAAUGGCACAGUUUCCUCCUCUUGUGGCUGAAGACAUUACAUUAAAAGGAGGCGGAGAAUCUGAAGCAGUAGCUGAUAUCAAGUUCUCCUCUGCAGGCUGGGUUGCAGUAACACCUUACUCUAAGGGCACACUGCAUCUCCGAGGUUACACGCCUGCAGGAACUGUUCUGACCGUCCAGCCCCCUGUCCUGCCGUAUAUCGUUAACGUCAAAGGACAACGCAUCAAGAAAAGUGUGGCCUAUAAAACAAAGAAGCCUUUGUCCCUGGUGUAUAAUCUGGUGAAGAAAAAGUGACGCAGAACUGGAUUCACACUGGAUAGUAACAAUAGUGAAAUAUGUUGAAAUUUGUAUUAUAUAUAAAAAUAAUAAAGAUAAGUGAGGCAGAACUGGACUCAUACUGGAUAGUAAGAAUAUUGAAAUGUGUUAAAUUGUAAUAAAUAUAAAAAUAAAGACACACAAACAACUAUCAUUUUAAAAAUCUCAAGUGAA